Messenger RNA from Hibiscus syriacus, 1851 nucleotides. RefSeq names its product glucomannan 4-beta-mannosyltransferase 9-like. The transcript is spliced from 10 exons. NCBI's taxonomy places the organism in Eukaryota, Viridiplantae, Streptophyta, Magnoliopsida, Malvales, Malvaceae. Gene Ontology annotation, molecular function: mannan synthase activity. The coding region runs from base 25 to 1566 and encodes 513 amino acids. Gene Ontology annotation, cellular component: Golgi apparatus. The record is from RefSeq and is a predicted model, not a curated record.
UUGCUCUUGAAAAAAAGCAUUGAAAUGGAUCGGCUUUCUUCAACAGCUAUUCUCCCGGACACAUUCCAAGGGACGAGAGAUGAUUUGUCGAUGCAAAUGGGAUUGAUUUGGAGUCAAAUCAAGGCGCCAUUGAUGGUGCCAUUGUUGAGACUAGUUGUCAUGGUUUGUUUGAUUAUGUCUUUGAUGCUUUUCGUUGAAAGGGUUUACAUGGGGAUAGUCAUUGUGCUUGUCAAACUCUUUGGUCGAAAACCAGAGAGAAGGUACAAAUGGGAACCCAUAAAAGACGAUGUUGAGUUGGGGAACUCAGCUUAUCCUAUGGUUCUGGUUCAAAUUCCUAUGUACAAUGAAAGAGAGGUUUAUCAACUUUCAAUCGGAGCUGCAUGUGGCCUCUCUUGGCCUUCUGAUCGGAUCAUUAUUCAAGUCCUUGAUGAUUCAACUGACCCAACAAUUAAGGAUUUGGUAGAGUUGGAGUGCCAAAGAUGGGCGAGCAAAGGUAUAAACAUAAAGUACGAAAUAAGAGACAACAGGAAUGGGUACAAAGCGGGGGCUCUGAAAGAAGGGAUGAAACACAGUUACGUCAAACACUGUGACUACGUUGUCAUUUUCGACGCCGAUUUUCAGCGAACAUGGGGACAGUCUGUUACAGUGAAUGCUGAUGAGUGCUUGAUGACAAGAAUGCAAGAAAUGUCAUUGGAUUACCAUUUCACUGUGGAGCAAGAAGUGGGGUCUUCCACUUAUGCUUUCUUUGGCUUCAAUGGAACUGCUGGAGUGUGGAGAAUUGCCGCUUUGAAUGAAGCUGGAGGAUGGAAAGAUCGAACUACGGUCGAGGAUAUGGAUUUGGCCGUCCGAGCUAGUCUCAAAGGCUGGAAAUUCCUCUACCUCGGAACCCUAAAGGUGAAAAAUGAAUUGCCGAGUACCUUGAAAGCUUACCGAUAUCAACAGCACCGGUGGUCUUGUGGUCCGGCUAACCUUUUCAGGAAAAUGGUCAUAGAGAUCAUAAAAAACAAGAAAGUUUCGACAUGGAAGAAAGUACAUGUAAUUUACAGCUUCUUUGUGGUUAGAAAGCUCGUUGCCCACAUUGUUACAUUCUGCUUUUACUGCGUUGUUCUACCUGCAACUGUACUUGUCCCUGAAGUAGAAGUUCCAAAGUGGGGAGCUGUUUAUAUUCCUUCUAUAAUUACCCUUCUCAAUGCUGUUGGAACUCCAAGGUCACUUCACUUACUGGUUUUCUGGAUCCUCUUCGAAAAUGUCAUGUCAUUGCAUCGAACAAAGGCUACCUUCAUUGGUCUGUUAGAGGCUGGUAGAGUAAAUGAAUGGAUUGUCACUGAGAAACUUGGAGAUGCUCUCAAGGCUAAGGCAGGUGUAAAAGCACCCCGAAAACCUCGUUUCCGAUUCGGAGAAAGGCUCCAUGUCUUAGAGCUUCUUGUCGGAGCUUAUCUAUUCUUCUGCGGCUGCUAUGAUGUUGUGUUCGGUAAAAACCAUUACUUCAUAUACCUUUAUGCACAAGCAAUCGCCUUCUUCAUUAUGGGAUUCGGAUAUGUUGGCACCAUCAUCCCCAAUUCAUAGUGCAACUGCCUAAGGUAGUCCAUAGUAGCCGUCUUCAUUGUAAUUCUUUUGCCUACUAACGCCAUCAGCAGGUCGUACUCUACUGCAGCUACUAAAGGGAUAUUCUUUGAGUGUAAGAAAUGGAGUUGAUAACUCGAAAAUAGUUGUCCUUGUGAAUAUGGAAGAAAUUAAGGGAAAAUACAGAACAGAUGUUGUAAUGGUAAUGCAUCAUACACAGUAUAUAAGUAGCUAAUGAAGGCUGUUUCCGGGUUUAUAUAGGCAAUAUUUUGGAAUAAAUUGUUUGCA